Ahaetulla prasina is the source of this 3828-nucleotide messenger RNA. RefSeq names its product proline rich 5 (gene PRR5). Gene Ontology annotation, cellular component: TORC2 complex. Bases 461 to 1687 code for a protein of 408 amino acids. NCBI's taxonomy places the organism in Eukaryota, Metazoa, Chordata, Lepidosauria, Squamata, Colubridae. The transcript has 8 exons. Gene Ontology annotation, biological process: TORC2 signaling. The record is from RefSeq and is a predicted model, not a curated record.
CUGCGCAUUCAGUGAAAGAAAUGUUUACUAUGGCAGGUGGAACAUUUGGGCUGAAUGAAUCUCCAUCUGUUGAGGGCCAGGAGAGAGAGAGAGAGAGAGAGAAACGUGGUGAGAGGUUCCUUGGCUGGGACAAGAAAGGCCUGAAAGAAGAAGAAGGAGGAGGAGGAGAAGGAGAAAGCAGCACCAACCAAUUGCUUGCUGUGAUUAACCGGGCUGUGGAAUGUCAGAAUUGCUCUGAUUAAAAGAUUUGCCUUCUUGCUGGCCAAGGACUGUUCCGUAGAGACUGGUUCUCUUUUCUUUGUUUUGUUUUUCUUUCCUGUUGGUUUUCCUUUUUUUUUUUUUUUUAAGUUUCGCUUUUUAAACAGCAGACGGAGAACUUGCCCCCAUUGGCUCGGCUGCGUGUGUCUCUGUGUGUGGUAAAGAGGAUGGGGUUUCUCUAACCCGCCGGGCACAAUUGACCAUGAGGACUCUUCGCAGGUUGAAGUUCAUGAGUUCGCCCAGCCUCAGCGAUCUGGGCAAGAGAGACACAGCUGCCUUGGACGAGCGGGGGACUCAGCAGCAGCGGGCCUGCUCCAAUGCCACCUGGAACAGUAUCCAGAAUGGAGUCAUAGCUGUGUUUCAGAAAAAGGGCCUCGGGGACCAUGAUCUUUAUAAUCUCAAUGAAGGAGUCAGGCAGCUUCUGAAAACUGAGUUGGGAUCUUUUUUUACUGAAUAUUUACAGAACCAGCUGCUUACAAAAGGCAUGGUGAUCCUGAGGGAUAAGAUCCGAUUUUAUGAAGGACAGAAGCUUUUGGAUACGUUGGCUGAAACCUGGGAUUUCUUUUUCAGCGAUGUCCUGCCCAUGCUCCAGGCCAUAUUCUAUCCUGUGCAGGGGAAGGAGCCCCCUGUCCGUCAACUGGCCCUGUUGCACUUCAGAAAUAUAAUCACUCUCAAUAUAAAACUGGAAGACUCCUUGUCCCGUUCCCGCGCGAGGAUUCCGCCUUCAAUUGUCCAAAUGUUACUCAUCCUACAGGGUGUUCAUGAAUCAAAAGGAGUUACUGAAGAUUACUUGAAGUUGGAAACUCUCUUACAGAAGGUUGUUUCCCCUUACUUGGGGACAUACGGUUUGUACUCCAGUGAUGGCGCUCUCACUCACUCUUCCUGCAUUUUAGAAAAACGCUUCUUCCGGCGCUCUAAAUCGGGGGAUAUUCUUGCUAAGAAUCCGGUGGUGAGAUCCAGAAGUUACAACAAUCCUUUGUUGACUCCCGUAGCCGAGUAUGAGACCGAAGGCGCCACUGCCAACAGCUCGAGCAUCCGACGACACUCGGUAUCAGAAAUGACCUGCGGCGAGAUGCCGGGCUACUCCAAUCUCACGACCAUCACAGACAAUGGAUCCAAGAGCUCCAUGCUCACCAUGAAGAUCCCGCCGGCAGGAGAACAGGAGAGGAUUUCGGCCGGUUCGAUGCAAUGCAUGUCUGAUCAAUCCAAAGGACUCUUCUAUCCCACAGAGGACCAGACCAGGGCAUUUGACUUAGGUCGGGAUUCGGACUUGCUCGCCAUUGCUCCCACAGCCAGCCCUGAGAACAUAGUGGACCAGAUUUUAGAAUCGAUCGAUUCCGAUUCCGAUGGAAUCUUCAUUGAUUUUGGCCAAAACUGCUCUGGCUCCCCGGGAUACAAUAUGGAUGUGAGCAGGCAAAGCGUGGUCUGAAGGAGUUGUGCUUUGCAAGUCCACCAGCUUUGUGUGGGUUGGAGUUAAGAGCUCUGCCUACUCUUCCAAGUCAGAUUAAAGAGGAUGACCUCACCUCAGAGAAAUGUGGAUAAUCCUGGCUUGGGAAAAUGGUGGUUGGCCACUGAAUCCUUGUGGUCAGAUUGCAUCUGUUUAGGCUAGGUUCAUAAAGUCACACCGAGGUCCAGCCAUGACCAGGCUGAGGUAGGGGUAGCGAUGGAGCUUAGGUUAGGCAUCCAUGUUGAACUGAACCACAAAGGAUAACAAGCCUGAGAUACUGUCUGACAUUCAGCCUCCCUUAAUGUCCUUCAUAGGUGCCACCACCUCCUCCUUCUAGGGAUGUGAUUUGCCUCCCAUCGUUGUCUUUUUUCCCCAGUGUUUUUCCAGUUUGUUACGUUCAGCUCACUGCCUGGUAUCUCCUUCCUCAGAUUUCUCCUUUCCUGCAGGAGUCAGCCAACCAGAGCUAAGUAGAAGAAGCAGGAGAUCGGUUGCCAGUUACGCUCUCUUGGUGUAGAGUAGAACGUGGACAACUUCCCCAAAAUCCCAGUGGAUUUUAGGGGGACAGAAAUAGGCAGCUUUUGGCACUCAAGUGAGGCACAGGUGUUGGUGAGUGAAGAAUUUGGAUUAGGUGAGGUGUGUACAGACUUAUAUGUACGCACAUGCAUGUUUUUAGUCACUCACGUGCAAGUAAUCAACUUCGCUGGAGAAGGAAGUUGAAGUCCUCUCGUUUGCCUGUGUUGUCCCAGCCAUGGCCGGUUUUCAGAAGGGCCCUCUUGCCCCUUGCCAUGUUACGCUUCUCUCAAAGGAGAAGGCAAAUUGUGUUCCUGGGACAUGUAGAAGAGUCACAGUAAUCAUGGAGUCCCCACUGUCAGGUCUCGGUGGGUGGAAGAUUCUAGUUUACCCUUAUCGAAAUGGUUGAGUAGGAAUGCAAAGAAUGUCAAACAUCUUUGAGGACCAGGUGGACUAGAAAUAAGUGGAAACCCAAUUCUCCUCUUGAUUGGAUGGUAUUGGAAGAGAGCAUGAGGGGUUUCACAGCUUCUUGGGUUAACUUCCGAACUUCUCCUUUCAUUUACUCAAGAACUGAGAGUUGUCUUAUAUGGUUCCCCUUUCCAGGAAUUAAGUAAGGACAGGGUUUUGGGGUGUUUUUACUCUUACCUCAUGGUGUCCUAGCCAGAGAUUGAAUGUACAAGAAGAUCUGAACCUUGGCAAGUUGGAUCUAACCUAUUUCAGAAAGAGCAGGAUUUGGGAGCACAGGAUACCGCCACUAAUAAGGUAGUUAAUUUAUUUUGGGCUCCAACCACUACAAAGGAGGAGGGAAUCUCAGCUUGGACACUUGGAAAAGCAAGUUCUGGGAUAUUGCUAGACCUCAAACAGUUAACCAUAUGAACUGACUUCACGGCAAGCUACCAUGAUGGAUUACAGAUAAAAUGAGUUACCUCAUGACACAAUGAAAGCAAUGAGAUAAAUUAAGCACGAUGAACUUGAGUCUUGCUUAUUUACAGAACUCCAUUGUACUUAAAGUGUACAACUUUAAGCUUAAAAGUGAGUAUUUGGGGGCUUGAAAAUAGUUUUAUGUGGUGCUUAAUCAGCGAUCAUUGAUAUUUGAAAAAUCGGUGUUUCAGCCAGCAUACAUGCAUGUGUGAAAAGGUCCCUAGCGUUCACGUUGAGGGGAAAGUGUCAUUUAAACACAUUCUUUCUGCCUUGUUACUGCCUUGAUAAAUUUCUGAAUUAGGAAACUGUCUUAAUGGCAAUCAAUAUUAGAAAAUCCACCUUUCUCAUCAAGCUAAAAACCAUUUUCACGGCUUCCAAACAAUUCCUUAAAACGAAACCCUGCUCUUCAAAAGUUAAAAUGUGUCUAUAGGCUAAAAAAGAAAAAAAGACAGAGGAAAGAAAAAGAAAGAAAGAAAGAAAGAAAGAAAGAAAGAAAGAAAGAAAGAAAGAAAGAAAGAGAAAGAUAGGUUUUAAUUUUUAAAAAGUUGUUCCAAAUGUAAUAGAAUUUGAUUGAUUUAUAGCAGCUACUAUUUUUAAAUGAUUCUCAGUACAUCCACACGUCUUUCACCAAUCAAGUGAAAUUUGUAAAACUAAUUUAAAUAAAUAAUGUGCUUGCUACUGAUUGGUUGAGA